Molecule: messenger RNA, 1077 nt
Organism: Ordospora colligata OC4
Lineage: Eukaryota; Fungi; Microsporidia; Ordosporidae
Product: putative centromere/microtubule binding protein
Exons: 1
Coding region: 1-1077 (358 amino acids)
Biological process (GO): mRNA pseudouridine synthesis; snRNA pseudouridine synthesis; rRNA pseudouridine synthesis
Cellular component (GO): box H/ACA snoRNP complex
Molecular function (GO): RNA binding; pseudouridine synthase activity
Source: RefSeq, a predicted model, not a curated record
AUGCAUGAAGAGGGAAGAUUUGCUGUAGAUGAGCAGGGAAGUGAGCCUGAGGAAGCCAAUGAGUGGGGACCUCUUCUGAAAGACAUGGAGAAGAUGGUUGUGAAGACUGAUAGAUACACGCCUUGUGGACGUGGAAGCAUGCCGUUGAACCGAAGUAUCCAGGAAUAUAUUAAGUAUGGGAUUGUGAGUUUGGACAAGUCAGCGAAUCCAAGCUCUCAUGAGGUUGUUACAUGGGUGAAGGGGAUUCUUGGAUGUGAGAAGACAGGACACGGUGGUACACUUGAUCCACAGGUAAGCGGAGUGUUAACUGUAUGCAUUGACAGAGCAACACGACUUACAAAAAGCCAACAAUCUCUAGGAAAAGAGUAUGUGUGUGUGAUUGAAUUUCAUGGGGAAUGUGAUGAGCAAGGAUUUAGGAAUGCUUGUAAAAGGCUUGUUGGUGCAUUAUUCCAAAGGCCACCAUUGAUGUGUGCAGUGAAGCGGGAGCUGAGGAUAAGGAAUGUGUAUGGAAUAGAGAUAGUUGAGUUUGAUGUAGAACGAAAGCUGGGGCUUUUCAAGGUUUCAUGCGAAGCAGGGACAUAUGUGAGAACGCUUUGCACGCAUAUAGGAAUUUUUAUGGGAUGUGGAGCUGUGAUGAAGGAGUUGAGAAGAGUAAGAAGCGGAAUGGUUGAUGAGUCACAGAUAUACACGCUUCAUGAUCUCCUGGAUGCGAUGUAUCUAUUAAAUACUGAGAAAAGCGAGGUGGCAAUCCGAAGAGUGAUAAAGCCGUUGGAGACUUUGCUUGUUGGAUACCCGAGGAUUAUGAUUAAGGAUAGCUGUGUGAAUGCUAUUUGUUAUGGAGCAAAGCUGAGCAUGACGGGAGUACUUCGAUUUGAUAAGAACAUUAAUGUGGGAGGAGAUGUAGUGGUGAUCACAACGAAGGGAGAAGCAGUGGCACUUGGAGUAGCGUUGGCAAGUAGCCCUGAGAUGAGCAUUGCACAGCAUGGAUUUGUCUGCAAGACGAAGAGAGUGAUUAUGGAGAAGGAUCUGUAUCCAAGGAGCUGGGGAAUGAAGAAUGAGUAUGAGGUGAUUGAGUGA